AUGUUGCAGAGGAUCCCGUCCACCUACAAGUGCACGCCCUCAACCUCAGCAACCCCACGCAAGAUCAUGGAGCGACUCGCCGAUGCGGCGAUUUCGCUGGUCUGUGAAAACAACAAUCUGAUGGGAACCAUCGACGCUCUUCAGUGUGUCAUUCUCCAAACCGUGUAUCUGGCAAACGGUGGAAAUCUCAGACUAUCUCUCUUGGCCUGCCGUAGAGCAGUAUCAAUCGCCCAACUCAUGGGCAUCCACCGCCCCCACGACCAAUCGCCCGUCGAGACAGUCGACCCCUCCGGUGCCCCUGAUACUCGCUUCGUCUGGUUCCGGAUAGUCUAUAUUGAACGUUUUAUCUGCCUGCUCUUAGGCUUGCCGGACAGCACCAGAGACCACCACUCCGGCCUGGCCUCGGACGGAACUAUCCUUCCACCCCUCGACGAUCAUCCAUUAUGCAGGCUUGAGCAGGUACACUGCGCAGUUGCAUCCAGAAUUAUUCAAAGGAAUCAGAAAGACUCUCAUGCCAGCAUGUUCGAAACAACUCAUACCCUCGACCUCGAAAUGCGCAUGGCAGCCGCCGCCAUGCCGCCAAGAUGGUGGACUCUCCCUAAGUUCACCUCACUCGGCAGUAAAGCACUCAACUCGGUGACAGAAAGCCUGCGUCUCUGCGGCCAAAUAUUUCACUACUUCCUUCUGGUUCAGCUCCAUCUCCCCUUUAUGCUUCGCAGCACACCCUCUGGUGCGGCAAGCACCAGCAGAAUCGCCUGCGUCGAUGCAUCCCGCGAAAUACUCUCGCGGUUUGUGACUAUACGCAGCGCCAUAGGUGUGUGUAGCAUCCCCGAUGCCGCAGAUUUCUUCGCCCUCAUAGCCGCCAUGACUCUUCUCCUGGCUCAUAUUGAUGCGCGCAGACGGGAUGGUGGGAACGAUGUGCUGGCGCACCAGAGACAUACAGAUCGUGACAAGAUAGAAGAGACGCUGGACCUGAUGCGAGAGGGUAGCUCGACGUCGACCGACAUGCUGGCGAUGAAAAGUGCGGAUGUCCUGGUGAGACUACUAGAUAUCGAGGCUCAUGCAGCAAGAUGCUCAGCAUUUACUACAAACUCAACAACUGGCUCGAUGUUGACACCAUCUUCGGAAAGCAGAGAGGUUCAUGGGGGAGAGUCGAGUAUUCUGCGGCUCAAGAUCCCGUGCUAUGGCACCGUCACUAUCUCGCCCGAUGCGCUGCUUUCGCGUGAGCCUUUCAGGCCGAUCAAUCACCAAGUCCAGCAAGAACAAGCGCGUAUCGAUGCUUGUACCGCUUCGGCCGUUUCGCCGGCUGCGCUGAUGGAGAUGGAUGAGACAACCGGAGCAGGACCUGGACCAAGCGUGCCUUUCAGCUCCGAUCAAGGUCUCCUAUUGCAUCCAAGCACUGAGGGCAAUUGGCUCACAGAUGGCCCAAGCCAUCAGCUUUAUCGUUCUGGGUUCUCUGUAGGAGUGGAAGACUGGGCAUUUCAAGGAGUGGAUGCGGCAUUCUUUGACAGCAUGAUUAGGGGGUUCGAGGAAUCGGACUCAACAUGA
Molecule: messenger RNA, 1548 nt
Organism: Colletotrichum siamense
Lineage: Eukaryota; Fungi; Ascomycota; Sordariomycetes; Glomerellales; Glomerellaceae
Gene: curR
Product: Dehydrocurvularin biosynthesis regulator
Exons: 1
Coding region: 1-1548 (515 amino acids)
Biological process (GO): DNA-templated transcription
Molecular function (GO): DNA binding; zinc ion binding
Source: RefSeq, a predicted model, not a curated record